Molecule: messenger RNA, 915 nt
Organism: Diprion similis
Lineage: Eukaryota; Metazoa; Arthropoda; Insecta; Hymenoptera; Diprionidae
Exons: 1
Coding region: 1-915 (304 amino acids)
Source: RefSeq, a predicted model, not a curated record
AUGCGUGAGUACGAACAAUCUCAGCACAUGAUCAAACUCAAUGAUAACUCUCUCACGAGCCAACCUCAUUAUUACCUGCCUUAUCAUGGUGUUCUCAAGCCAGAGAGUUCCUCAACGAAGCUCAGAGUAGUUUUCAACGGCUCCAGCUCCAGCUCUACCGGGUGUUCCCUGAAUGAUCUCAUGCACACCGGUCCAAACCUGAUGCUCAACAUAUUCGACCUACUCAUCUGGAUUCGACGAUACAAAUAUCUCUUCGCGACGGACAUCACCAAGAUGUACCGUCAAAUCAAGAUACAUCCUGCUGACUGGAUUCUCCAACGGAUUCUCUGGAUGGAUGUGCAAGGAUUGGAAGCUCACUAUCAACUCACCACGGUCACGUAUGGCACAAAGGCAGCUCCGUUCUUAGCGGUAAGAACACUCAUUCAACUGGCUCAGGAUGAAGGCAGUAAGUACCCUCUUGCUGUCGAGUCAAUCACUCAUGGCCGAUACGUCGACGACAUCUUUGGAGGAUCCGACUCAGUAGAAAAUCUCAUUCAAACUGCCAAUCAACUCACUCAACUGUGCCAUGCGGGCGGAUUCCCGUUGGCAAAAUGGCAUUCGACAUCACCAAGGCUUCUUGAAGCCGUCUCAUCGGAGCGAAACAACUCAUCCACGAUCUCUUUCGACGACUGCACCACCAAGAUUCUCGGAAUACGGUGGUCACCUCAGCAAGACACUCUAGACUUUUCGACCAUCUCCACAUCGCACUCAAACAGAUUGUCAAAACGCCUCAUCCUCUCAGAAGUAGCACAACUCUUUGAUCCGCUGGGCUUCGCAGCCCCAGUUGUAAUCAGAGCGAAAAUGUUUCUACAAGAACUCUGGUUGCAAAAACUCAAUUGGGACGAUUCACUUCCAGAACAGCUGAUCUCACGAUAG